AUGUACCCUCAUUACAGUAAGUAUCUGACGCACCUGAGAUUUGCGGACGAUCUGGUGCUGCUGACUGAAGAUCACAAAGAACUACAAUACAUGUUGGAAACUCUCAAUGAGUACAGUAACUCAGUUGGCUUAGAAAUCAACAUCGAAAAAACUAAGGUUAUGACAAAUGUAACAAAACUACCAGUCACACUGCAAUCAAGAAACAUUGAAUAUGUAGAUGAGUACACUUAUCUUGGACAUCAAAUCUCAUUUAGCAAUGGAAUGGACAAAGAGAUCAAUAGAAGAAUAACGAACACAUGGAAAAAAUACUGGAGUAUGAGAGAUAUAUUUAAGGGUACCCUCCCCAAUAAACUGAAAACUAAAGCUAUGGAAGUAUGUCUAACUCCAUGUUUGACAUACGCCUGUCAAACAUGGACACUUACAAAGAAACAACUCAACAGAAUAGAAACCACACAGAGAGCAAUUGAGAGAAGCUAUCUAGGGAUCAAACUAAAAGAUCGUAUAAAAAACUCAGAGAUAAGACUUCGCACUCAAGCAAAGAAUAUAAAAAAGAUUCUGCUUAAAUCUAAAUGGAAAUGGGCAGGACAUCUUCAAAGACUUAAGGACGAUAGAUGGACAAAAAUAACAACUAACUGGUACCCACUGGGAAGGAAGAGAAAAAAAGGACGACCAUUCAAAAGAUGGGACGAUCCCAUAGUUAAAGUAGCAGGGAGAGUGUGGACAAGGUUGGCUAGAGACCGAGCCAAUUGGAAAGUCUUGGAGGAGGCUUUUACCGCUUAG
Messenger RNA from Parnassius mnemosyne (clouded apollo), 780 nucleotides. Lineage: Eukaryota; Metazoa; Arthropoda; Insecta; Lepidoptera; Papilionidae. The record is from the annotation of a GenBank genome assembly.